Aphanomyces astaci is the source of this 840-nucleotide messenger RNA. RefSeq lists its product as hypothetical. The coding region runs from base 150 to 584 and encodes 144 amino acids. The transcript is spliced from 4 exons. Gene Ontology annotation, cellular component: nuclear envelope; endoplasmic reticulum; membrane. The record is from RefSeq and is a predicted model, not a curated record. Gene Ontology annotation, molecular function: glutathione transferase activity; glutathione peroxidase activity. Lineage: Eukaryota; Oomycota; Saprolegniomycetes; Saprolegniales; Verrucalvaceae.
CCGCGAUGACGAAUGCUCAAGCCCAACGUGAUCAAUUCGAUCACUUCGAUCCCCCCCACAACUUCACUAGCCCCCUCGUUUUAACCAUUAUCGUUCGUCAUGCACUUUUGAAUUUGCACUCUUGACCGACCAACGCAUUGCUACUUAGUAUGGUAUUUGUGGCCCCUACCCUCCAACCCGAACACGGCUACAUCAUUCUCGUGGUGGUGCUGGUGGCCUUUGUGAAUCUGUGGGCGGGCUUCAAAGUUGGGGCUGCCCGCCGUCUCUAUGGUAUUGCGUACCCCCAGAUGUACGCCGAAACCAAGGACGAGCACUUUUUAGCGUUCAACUGCGUCCAACGCGCUCACCAAAACGUGCUGGAGAACCUCCCCACUUUCUUAUCCCUCCUCUUCGUGUCGUCAGUGUACCGACCGCUGUGGGCUGCCAUCGCUGGCCUCGUUCGCGUCAUUGGGUUCAUUGUGUACAUCCACUUUUACUCGUCUGGCGACCCCGCCAAGCGCCAAUACGGUGCUUUCGGCUACAUCGGAUUGCUUACCCUGGUGGGACUGUGCUUUGAAGCUGCGUUCCGCCUCAUCACCGAAUAAACGUAAUAGUGACUUGGUUCAUUGGGAGGUCUCUGGUUUGUGGCUUACGAUAAGCUACUGCACCAAAUCGGCAGACAAUCGAUCGACCAAUCAAAACCCUGAACACGAAGCAACUGGCCAAUUAAGUCCUCUCUUCGAGCAAUUAACAUCGAAUUAGUGUAUGGAUACAAUUAGUGUGAUGUCGUACAACUCAUAAUUCACAGUCAAUUCAAACAAUCGAUCGAUAGAUUUGGCGAAUCAGCACAAAAGUCCAAAU